CAUUAGGCUUAAAGUUUUGAAUAUUGGACGUUGUAUUUGACCUGCAGCCCUGUGUCCUUGCCACGAGUCUGAGUGGUGUAAAUAUGACCAACUUUAACUCUUGGGAAGAAUUUGCUAAGGCGGCUGAAAAUCUUUACCUUGAAGAUCCGUCUAAAUGUCGUAUGUGUACAAAGUACCGACAUGUGGAUCGAAAGCUAGUAGUAAAAUUAACGGACGACCAUACAGUAAGUAUUUCUGUUGAAAAAUAUGUCAAAAGGUUUUAAAGUACGUAACAAACAUGGCUCAGGAUGUUAAAAAAGUUGAGAAACUGACCUCCCUGCUCAUGCGUCACAUGGCAUCCAAGGAGAAGUGACUGAACUGUGAUUAUCAUACAGAAUGACCGAGAUCACUCAUUUGUGCUCUAUUUUCAGUUUCUUCUAAGUUGUACAUACUUUAUUGGUUUUCAUUUAUAACUGGCAUAUGUAUUUUUGGUUAUAAAGUCCUGUAAAAACAACAUAAUCAUAGGCUCAUA
Messenger RNA from Trichobilharzia szidati, 511 nucleotides. Lineage: Eukaryota; Metazoa; Platyhelminthes; Trematoda; Strigeidida; Schistosomatidae. The record is from the annotation of a GenBank genome assembly.